This is a messenger RNA of Mucor mucedo, 624 nucleotides long. RefSeq lists its product as uncharacterized. The transcript has a single exon. The coding region runs from base 1 to 624 and encodes 207 amino acids. NCBI's taxonomy places the organism in Eukaryota, Fungi, Mucoromycota, Mucoromycetes, Mucorales, Mucoraceae. The record is from RefSeq and is a predicted model, not a curated record.
AUGACAAACGUAAGCAGAGCAGCUAGUAAAUUUGGCGAAUGGGUUGGCUUAACAGGAGCUCCUGGUUUCUUCAAAUCUGAAAACGUUAUCGACCUAAUCAUUGCUGAUCACAGAGAAGCUGAAUCUCUUUAUGACAAGUAUAAAGCCACCACGGAUCAAGACGAAAAGCAACUUAUCGCAAACAACUUGGUCAAGGUUUUAGUAAAGCAUGACGAAUGUGAACAACUGCUGGUUUACCCCUUGUUAAGGGAAAAAAUUGGUGGCGAAAGAGGCGAGCAGCUUUAUGAGAGAAGCUUGAAAGAGCAUCAAGACCAUCGUGAGUUAUUGUAUAAUGUCAAGUGUACCAGUCUUAAAACCGAUCCUGAGUUUGACGCAAAGUUACAAAAGGCUAUAGACUCUGUGUUCCACCAUGUUAAAGAAGAGGAGGAGGAAGUAUUGCCUCUUUUAAGAGAACAUGUCACUGAAGACGAGCUCAGAUACGUAGGUACGUCAUUCAAGGCCCAUAAACCUUUGACUGCUACAAGACCUCACCCAAGUGCCCCAGCUCAAGGAUACCCCGCCGCUUUGGCUAAUGUUGUCUUGAAACCAAUUGAUAUGGUAAGAGAUAUGCUCGAAGGACACUAA